CACCGUCCUGGAUCCGAUCUGCUCUUAAGCGUUUAAGGAGAAUCAGAAGUAAAAUUACCGGUUCUCCGGCGGUCCGUUGUCAUCAGUGAAAAACACACAUACCUACUGAAACUGAUGGGAUUCGUUGCGUGGGUCUGUCCAGGGAGACUCUGCUUGGAUUUUAAUCCGACAUGGUGGGUUAGCGUUUGAGUGCAACGGAGACCGUCCGGUAAAAUCCUGACAGAAGGAAUGAAUGAUUCCCGCGCGGCGCGUGAGUGAAAAACGCUCGCGUAACUGUUGCUGUGAACGGCGGUCUGCGGGAACAUGAGGAGAGGAAUUAACUGAAAUAAACUGCGUGGAUUGGCAGUAGGCAUUAAGUGAAGAUGCGGAGGCGCUGGUGGCGAUUGGACUGUCUGGGUUCAGCAAUUGCCUUGUUUGUUAUCAUCAGCCAAAUCUCAGCUCAAAACACUGAAGACUGGCACUAUGAGGAGUGUAAAUUGUCACGAUCGGGUCCGCCUGCCACUAUCGUCACCAUCGAUGAGGAAAGUCCUAAUGGUACGAUUCUGGUGGAAAACAUGCAGAUCAACGGUCGAGCUCGGGAUCCAGACAGAACCAUCUCUCUGACACUGCUGGACAACUAUGACUAUUGGGUUAUUCUUGACCCUGCCCUCCAGAGACUUUUCCUCAACAGCACCGGACGUGUGCUGGACCGAGACCCGCCAAGCUCCAUCACUACCAUUGUGGUUCAGAUCCAGUGCACCAAUGAGCUGGUGGGAACGGUUAUUCUGCAUGAAGUACGGAUAGUGGUGAGGGACAGAAAUGACAACACGCCUCGUUUCCAGCAGCCUCGUUACUAUGUAUCAGUUAAUGAGCUCACUCCUGUCGGCACCACCAUCUUCACCGGCUUCUCAGGAAACAAUGGAGCCACGGACAUUGAUGAUGGACCAAACGGACAGAUCGAAUACGCCAUUCAGUACAACCCAAAUGACCCGAUGUCAAACAGGACGGUGCGGGUUGCUGGGACGCUGUCUGGUAACAUUGUUUUGGCAGAGCGGCUGAACUACGAAGAGAGAACUCGAUAUCUAAUUAUAGUCCAGGCCAAUGACCGGGCUCCAUAUCCAGGAACGCGGCGCACAGCUACCACUACUCUGACUCUGGAUGUUUUAGAUGGAGAUGAUCUGGGCCCCAUGUUUCUUCCGUGUGUGCUGGUCAACAACACGCAGGACUGUAACCCCGUCACAUACCGGGUGGCUAUUCCUGAGCUCACAGACCCGAUAUGUAUAGGUCUUCUGCUGCUGGCCAAACCUCUGGACAGAGAGACCAUUGACCAGUAUCGUCUUAUCGUCACUGCAUCUGACGGCCAUCCAGGAGGGAUUUCCACUGCCACCGUCAGCAUCGUCAUCACGGAUGUUAAUGACAAUGACCCCACAUUUGACCUCACUUUACCAAGAAACCUGACAGUGCGGGAGGAAGAGGCCAAUGUGUUUGUGGGUCAAGUCAGGGCCACUGAUCCAGAUGGCGGCCUUAACGGUCAGGUUCGCUACCGGCUGCUCUCCUUUGCGUCCCUGUUCUCCAUAAACUCCACCGGCAGCAUCUUCACUGCCGUCCCGCUGGACAGAGAGACCCGCAGCCGGUACGAUCUGAUCGUGGAGGCGUCAGAUGGAGCGGUGGAUCCACGCAGGACCACCAUCACACUGCUGGUGGAGGUGCUGGACAUCAAUGACAACAGUCCAGUGUUUUCUCAACCCGUCUACACUGUCAACGUCCCAGAAAACACACCGGCUGGAUCCAUCAUCCUGAGACUCACUGCGGUGGAUGCCGAUCUGGUCUCUAAUGUGACCUACAGGAUAAAAACAGAAGCGGCUCUGCAGCUAUUCGCCGUGAACCGUCUGACCGGCGUCAUAUCAGUCCUGCAGGCGCUAGACUUUGAGUCCUUGGCAGCAGGAAACAGCACCUACACGUUUGAAGUGGAGGCGUUGGAUCAUGGUGGAGUCCUGCCUCCAGGAACGGCCACAGUCAGCGUUAGAAUCACGGACAUGAAUGAUUUCUCGCCGGUUUUCAGACAGGCUCUUUAUAAAGGGCUGGUGGCUCCAAACGCAGAGAAGGGAACAGUCAUAACAACUGUACUAGCAGAAGAUCAGGAUCCUCCGGGUACUCCUGCCAGUAAAGUGCGCUACAGAGUGGAUCAGGAACUGUCUCCAUACAGUGGAAGCAUCUUUGAUGUAGAGACGGACACAGGACGGGUUAUCACCAAAGUCAACCUGAAUGAGCAACCCACCACUGUUUUCAAGCUGGUGGUCAUGGCCUAUGAUGACGGUGAGCCGGUGAAGACGAACAGAACCACUGUGGAAAUCACUGUUCUUCAGCCCUCCAGGAUUCCCAUCUUCACAGAGGAGGAGUAUAGGUUCAGUCCGGUGAGUGAAAACGCACCUAUCGCGACGCCGGUGGGAUUGAUUCUGGCCGUCGCCGUCAACACUACUGUGGUUUACUCCAUAGUGAGCGGAAAUGAUGGAGGUGUGUUCACAGUCAAUAACAGCACCGGGAUCAUCUACACAAAUAAAUCUCUGGACUAUGAGAAUGUGACCAGUUAUGUGCUCCGGGUUCAGGCCGAUUCCCUCACCGUCAUCCUCGCCAACCUGCGCGCCCCCUCCAAAACAAACACAGCCAAGGUAUUUAUCGAUGUUCAGGAUGAGAACGAUCAUCCUCCGGUCUUCUCGAGGCAACUGUAUAUCGGAGGAGUGACUGAAGACACUAAGACCUUCACUACAGUGCUGAAAAUUGUGGCUACAGAUGUUGACACUGGGAACUACAGUAAGAUGGCCUACAGACUGAUCAUCCCCCCCACACCCGAGGGACAAGACAGUUUUGUGAUUGAGCCCUACACCGGCGUCAUCAAGAGUGCCAUCAUGUUUAGAAACAUGCGCCGGUCCUACUUCAAGUUUCAGGUCAUCGCCACGGACAACUACGGACUAGGGCUCAGCAGCAAAGCGGAUGUGGUGGUGUCUGUUGUGAAUGCGCUGGACAUGCAGGUGGUGGUGUCCAAUGUUCCUCCUACAGUGGUGGAGGAGAAUAAAGAGCAGCUGAUCAGUAUUUUGGAGCGGUACGUGCAGGAUCAGAUCCCUGGUGCUAAAGUGAUAGUGGAAUCGAUCGGGCCGCGGCGGCACGGUGAAGGUUAUGAACUUGAAGACUACUCAAAAUCAGACCUGCAGGUGUACGCCAUCGACCCUCUCACCAACAGAGCCAUCUCCAGACAAGAGCUCUUCAAAUUCCUGGAUGGCAAGAUUCUGGACAUCAAUAAGGAGUUUCAGCCGUAUCUGGGCGAGGGUGGGCGUAUUCUGGAGAUCCGUUCUCCUGAUAUAGUGGCCACGGUGAAGAAAGCAGCGCAGGCUGUGGGCUACACUGAAGGAGCUCUGCUGGCCCUCGCCAUCAUCAUCAUUCUGUGCUGCAUCCCUGCCAUCCUCAUCGUCAUGGUUACUUACAAACAAUUCAAAGAGAGGCAGGCCGAAUGUGCCAAAACUGCCCGUAUACAGAUGGCACUUCCUGCGGGCAAAUCAACAGGAGGCGGCGGCGGAGGUGGUGGUGGUGGCGGCGGUGGUGGCGGAGCUCAGACCAAUCUGUACGAGGAGCUGGGAGACGGUGGCAUGCUUGGACUACAAAGACGCAGAAGGUCUGUAAUCGAAGAGGCGGACCGACAAAGCCUCAUACGAAACUUCGCCUCACGUGCAAUUGCUGCUCACAAACAGUGCGCUGGAAAUGGAAAGAUGAGCAACAAGCUUCCCAAAUCAGAAAGCGCCAUCACCUUCCUCUCAGACGAACGCCCGCUCACUACUCAAAAUCCCAUUUUCCAGGAUGGCCCAUCUAGUAGUCCAGAACCCAACUUGGAGGUCCGAAGGAUUAGCGGUUUUCUGUACAGUGACGCACCUUCUCCAACAAGCCCCUGCGGUCAAUUCACCUCAUGGUCACUGCCAUCCAGAAUUCGCGGACGAGGAUUUUACAGUACUCUGCGCAGGCAAGCUCUCUGGGACCCUGCCCAGUGGGAGGAGCAACAGCUGAAGGCAGAGCUUACAGACAGCAGGGAGGAGCUUGAUGCAGAUCAAAGUGGUCGUAGUACUGAAACAAAACUAUCAGUCAGAGAACAGGCUAGACAGUUUGAGCAGCAGGCUUUGGCUGAUCGAACUCCCAGGCAAAGUCGCGACUCUUACGCAUCUUUGGAUCCUGACGACCCACUGCUGGGCACCAUCAUGCUUUCGUAUAGUACAAUUUCUGUUGGCAAGGACAGCCUGCCGUGCAUUAUCAUAACAGGGGGCGACGGUGAGACUCCUCCUCCACCCACAGCUCAGCGACCGACUCCACCGGUUGUAAGAAAGUUCAGCUCAAGCAUCUCAAAUUACAUGACGGUGGAGCCUUGCGAGAUUAUGUUGGAAUUCAUAUCAGACUUUCCAGAGAGCCCACCUCCAUCCCCUCCAUCUCUUGUCCCGCCACGCUCUUUUCUUUCUCCUCCAUGUCUGGAACUGGACUGUACCCCACCACCAACCCCACCUCCCAUUCAGUCUCCAGAAAUCACUGUUCACUCUCCGACAUUUAAACCAAAAGGCAUCCUGAAGAACUCUGACAGAUUCAGUUGCAUCCGUGAUGUUAAAUAUGACAACAUGGACGGUGUAGAUGCCAGCCAAUCAAAAUCAGACUUUUGUGCUCCGCUCUCGAUCCCAGCAGAAUAA
This is a messenger RNA of Danio aesculapii, 4697 nucleotides long. RefSeq names its product protocadherin-related 15a (gene pcdh15a). The record is from RefSeq and is a predicted model, not a curated record. Gene Ontology annotation, cellular component: plasma membrane; cell-cell junction; stereocilium. Gene Ontology annotation, biological process: inner ear development; sensory perception of sound; homophilic cell-cell adhesion. Gene Ontology annotation, molecular function: calcium ion binding. The transcript has 28 exons. NCBI's taxonomy places the organism in Eukaryota, Metazoa, Chordata, Actinopteri, Cypriniformes, Danionidae. Bases 363 to 4697 code for a protein of 1444 amino acids.